This is a messenger RNA of Seriola aureovittata, 2013 nucleotides long. RefSeq names its product free fatty acid receptor 2-like. Gene Ontology annotation, biological process: G protein-coupled receptor signaling pathway; cellular response to fatty acid. Gene Ontology annotation, cellular component: plasma membrane. NCBI's taxonomy places the organism in Eukaryota, Metazoa, Chordata, Actinopteri, Carangiformes, Carangidae. The record is from RefSeq and is a predicted model, not a curated record. Bases 478 to 1380 code for a protein of 300 amino acids. Gene Ontology annotation, molecular function: G protein-coupled receptor activity. The transcript has 2 exons.
GAACUCAGAAAACAACCCUAAAUUGAUUGUCUAUUUGGAAAUAUUUUCUGUUUAUCUGAAAUUAUGACUUAUUCUCUGAUCUUGUGGUGUAGGUGUAAUCUUGAACAAAUGCUGGCUCGUGGCUCACUGGAAUCCAAACCUAAUAAUCUAAGGUUCAGAGUUGAUAUAGUCAGGAGGAGGUCCUUUAUUAACACAUCCAACAUACACGUCAACAUGAGCUGCAGUUUUGCAUUUUAGUUAAUAUUAACCAACUGGUGUCAGCUUGUUGCUCAGUAUAGAAUAGGUACAGGGGAGUGUGUGACACUGAACUGUGUAUGACUCUCUGUUUCCGGCUUAUAACAUUGUUUAUCAGCUUAUCUUUGAACUCACAAGUUAUAAACUGGUUGUCUUUGAUGAAAGGCGGAGACACAGCUGAGCUCUAAUUGCAUUUUUAAAAGCUGUGACAUUUUUGAAAACCACUCCUGCUAGGGUAGCAAUAUGGAGCAAAUGGUGAAGAGUGAAGUCAUUCUCUCGGUUUACAUCGUUUCCUUCCUGAUAGGCCUGCCAACCAACCUCCUCGCUCUCUACGCCUUCAGUAUCAAAAUCCGCUCCAAGCCACUUCCAACAGACAUCCUGCUUCUUAAUCUGACUGUCUCUGAUCUUCUCUUCUUGAUCAUCCUUCCUCUCAAGAUGUAUGAGGCAGCGUCCGACAUGAAGUGGAAUCUGCCCAACUUCCUGUGCUCAAUCACCUCCUUCACCUUCUUCUCCACAAUCUACACCAGCUCCUUGUUGCUGAUGGCGGUCAGUGUGGUUCGCUACAUUGCCAUAUCUUACCCCAUCACCUAUCAUCAGCUGCACAAACCUGUGUAUGCAAUAGUGGUCAGUGCUGUUAUUUGGCUAAUAUCAGCAGCACACUGCAGCAUCACUUUCAUCACCCAGCACCACCCAUCCCUAUCCAGCAAAAACUCCAGUUUCUGCUAUGAGAACUUCACCAAGAAGCAGCUUGACAUCCUCCUCCCAGUACGUUUGGAGUUUUUCUUUGUGCUCUGCCUUAUACCUCUUCUAGUUUGUAUUUACUGCUACUUGCGCUGCAUAUUGAUCCUGUACAGCCGCCCAAGGAUACCCAUAAUGCAGAAGCAGAAGGCCACUGGCAUGGCCUUAGGGACUCUAGCCGUGUUUCUCAUUUGUGUGAUGCCAUACAAUGUCUCUCAUUUAGUCGGUUACUUCCAGGGUGAUAGCCCAAAAUGGAGGUACUACACCUUGUUGCUUAGCACCUUCAACACCUGUAUUGAUCCCAUCAUCUUCUACUUCGCCUCCUCCACCUUCCGCUGCACUAGUGAAAAGUCUAUUUUCAGGAAGCAUGUUUCAGGAUUACAGAUGCAGGCCACAAGUUCUGGCUAAGAGCAAGAUACACUUUCUGUGCUAUAUUUACAUAUCCAGCUUCAUUGUUAUUAUUUUUUUUAUAUUGCUGACAUUAUGCCUUAAUGUGUAAUACUAUACAGAUUUCUUUAACAGUUGUUGUAACUUGACCUGUGGCCGUAUUUAACAGUUAUUUAUGUAUUGUUUUUAUAAAGCAAUGUCUGAGACUGUUCUGCUUUCCACCCCGAACAAUGUAGACUGCUUUAUGACAAAACCAAAGCAGAGCAUGUUUUAUGCAUAUGCAAAAUUCCAAAUUUUAUUAUUUUACAGUAAGUUCUCUAUUUUUGAAUGGGACCUGUGAUCCUUUGCACCCUGGACACAGCAUUUCUGUUUUGUUUUUUUUUAACGUGGGCCAGCCACUCUUCUGCACUCAUGCAUUCUGUAGGCACACAUGUAGAAUAUACCUGCAAAACAAAACAUAAAUCAGUUAUAAAGUGGUAUGGGGUUUCAGUGGCAAGAGCUUUGUGAGUUUUCUGUUGUAUCUAAAGCUUAUUGAUGUGUGAGUUUGAAAAUAUAUAGAUGACAUUUUCACGAGUGCGUAACUGAGAGUGCACUAAUUCAUUACAAACUAUAGCAACUUAUUUACAAGAAUUAUUGUUAAUAAAAUUUCAGGAA